Molecule: messenger RNA, 1222 nt
Organism: Dermacentor andersoni
Lineage: Eukaryota; Metazoa; Arthropoda; Arachnida; Ixodida; Ixodidae
Source: RefSeq, a predicted model, not a curated record
AUGAAGAAGAUGGAAGAGGGUGGCAUUGUGUGUGACCCCCUCAAGGCAGUGCACAUUGUGCGUGGUGUCACGGGCCGCGAGGUCUGCCACUACUUCUUCAACCCCGAAGUGCGCUUCGACUGGGAGACAACCUUAGAGAACAUGGAAGUGCUUGAGGUGCUAGAGCCCAUGACAGUGAUAGUGCACCAGAUCCACAAGAGGGUGUGGCCAGUCACCCAGCGAGAUGCCCUCUUCUGGUCAGACAGCACGGACCCUGAUGCUCACGAUGUCUGGAUCGUCUGCAACAACUCUUGCGACACACCUCACGUACCUCUUGGCAAGUGUGUGCGUGUGCGGUUGACUGUGUGCCUGAUGUGCCAGACCUUUGUGGACCCGCCACAGCCAAACAGCAACAUCACUCGGGACAACCUCUCAUGCAAAAUCACGUAUUGCUCAAGCAUCAACCCUGGUCGCUGGGCCCCCGCAUCAGUGCUGCGUGCUGUUUACAAGCGGGAGUACCCCACGUUCCUCAAGCGGUUCACACAGUAUGUCAAGGACCAGACAGAGCCCAAGGAGAUCAUGUUCUGAGACUGCCUUUCUCGCCUUUGGCCAGAGUAUGCAUCCCUCGGUCAGCACAAAGCAAGGUUCUUCGAAGGGAGUGCAGACGACCAAAGCCGUCUGUGUUCACGAAUGUGAGACACUGGGUGGUGGACAGAAAGACAAAACAACCAUAAAGUGACAGUACAUAGAUGUGUCCACAACAACAGACUCAAGAAAAUGUCGAAAAUACGCAAGCAAGGUGAACCUUUAUAAAAAAAAUGGAAAGGACAAAAAGAUAGAAAGACCUUAAGAAAGAACGAAAGAAAAAAAGAAAAGACGACCUCUGAAGUGUUAAAUAUUCAGGACACGGUGUGAUGUCAGCCACGCCUCUCUUAGAAGUUGCAAGUAACGAUCACGAACGCUGCAGAGCAGCGUGGUGGGCGUUGUAAAACAAGUUGGAAGUGACAAACUGCAUUUGUUAAGGGUGCUCGUGGUCGUGCUUGGGCAGACUUUAUUCUGUGGCUAAGCUAGAUUUGGGUACGAUGAGAAGGGCAAAAACUGUAUUUUAAGGAAAGCAGGGUUUCAAUCUAUAGUGGCAAAGCUAUACGACUCCAUUUUAUAUAAGAGCGCCGUGAAAGCACAGUGCAUAAAGAUUUAGCUUCCUCCUCCUCCACUUCGUUUCUUCCCCUAUGCAGAUUUUGUU